Molecule: messenger RNA, 1296 nt
Organism: Sporisorium graminicola
Lineage: Eukaryota; Fungi; Basidiomycota; Ustilaginomycetes; Ustilaginales; Ustilaginaceae
Exons: 1
Coding region: 1-1296 (431 amino acids)
Biological process (GO): L-leucine catabolic process
Molecular function (GO): flavin adenine dinucleotide binding; 3-methylbutanoyl-CoA dehydrogenase activity
Source: RefSeq, a predicted model, not a curated record
AUGUCGAUGUCUGCCCUCCGAACAGCGUUGAGGACGCCUUUGCGCCAGCGCACACCCCUCAUGGCCGCUUGCGCCUCCGCCUCCGCCACCAGGACCGCUGCCGUCACACGUCGACCCUACACAACCACAUUCUACAACACGGAUGUAGCUGGCCUCACGGACGAUCAGCUCGAGCUCCGCGAAGCCGUGUCGUCCUUUGUUGCUGCCGAGCUGCCUGCUGAGAAAACAGCGGCGAUCGACCGCGACAAUGCGAGUCCGAAGGACAUCUGGACCAAGCUAGGCGAUAUGGGGUUGCUUGGCAUCACGGUGCCUGAGGAGUUCGGGGGAUUGGGUAAGGGGUAUCUGGAUCACACGAUUGUGAUGGAGGAGCUGUCGCGCGCGUCUGGCUCGGUAGCGCUUAGUUAUGGAGCCCACUCGAACCUGUGUGUCAACCAGCUCAAUCGGCACGGAACGCAGGAGCAGAAGGAAAAGUACCUUCCCGAUCUCAUCAGCGGCAAGAAAGUGGGCAGUCUGGCCAUGUCUGAGCCCGACGCCGGAUCGGACGUUGUCUCGAUGACGACCACGGCCACUCUCAAGGGUGACAAGUACGUCCUCAACGGCGGCAAAAUGUGGAUCACCAACGCGCCGGUUUCGAGCACAUUCAUCGUGUACGCCAAGACCGAGCCGCGGGCAGGUUCCAAGGGCAUCACGGCGUUCAUCGUCCCGCGCGACACACCGGGCUUCAGCGUCGCUUCCAAGCUCGACAAAGUCGGCAUGCGCGGCUCCGACACGGCGCCGAUCCACUUUGACAACGUCGAGAUCCCCACCUCGAACGUGCUCGGCCAAGUGAACCGUGGCGCGGCCGUGCUCAUGUCCGGCCUGGACCUCGAGCGCCUCGUCCUCUCUGGCGGGCCGCUCGGCAUUGCUCAAGCCGCGUUCGACUAUGCGGUCAACUACGCACACGAACGCAAGCAGUUCGGCCAGCCCAUCGCCGAGUUCCAGCUGCUGCAGGGCAAGAUCGCCGACAUGUACACCAAGCUCAACGCCGCCAGGAGCUACGUCUACGCCGUGGGGCGCGCGUGCGAUGCGGGCAAGAUCAGCAGGCGCGACUGCGCCGGCAGUAUCCUAUAUUCGUCCGACAGGUGUGUUGAGAUCACCACCGACGCCAUGCAGAUGUGUGGCGGGAACGGGUAUACCAACGAGUACCCCGUCGCGCGCUUCUGGCGCGACGCCAGGCUGUAUACCGUCGGUGCGGGAACGCAGGAGAUCCGGAGGAUGCUUAUUGGCAGGGAGUUCAACCAGCAGCUGAAGGCCUAA